Molecule: messenger RNA, 1242 nt
Organism: Postia placenta MAD-698-R-SB12
Lineage: Eukaryota; Fungi; Basidiomycota; Agaricomycetes; Polyporales; Adustoporiaceae
Exons: 4
Biological process (GO): proteolysis
Molecular function (GO): aspartic-type endopeptidase activity
Source: RefSeq, a predicted model, not a curated record
CUCCCCACUUCUCUCCUCUCCCUCUUGCUAUCCCUGGCCGCCCUUGUAGCGGCGGACCCAGUCCACAUCCCUCUCGCUCGAAGGUCAAACCAUGCCCGACAUACGUCACUCAAUCGCCUGGCUGCGAAGGCCAAUCGCGUUCGCGCGAAGUAUGGGUACCCGACUGUAGGCUCGGGCUUCAACAAGCGCGCGACGACUGGUGGAUUGGCGAUGAUUAACCAGGAAGAGGAUGAGUCGUACCUCGGCCAGGUGUCCGUGGGCACCCCUCCGCAAGACUUCCUACUCAUUCUCGACACCGGUUCCUCCGACCUCUGGUUCUCGUCUACCGACUGCUCCGGAUGUCCAUCUGACACGCCCAGCUUCAGCACGUCCGCAUCUUCCACGUACAAGCCGAACACGUCCACAGAGAGCAUUAGCAUCACGUACGGCACUGGAAGUGUCGACGGUGUGCUCGGCUCCGACACGGUCAGUAUGGCAGGCCUCACCGUCGCGCAACAGACGUUUGUCCUCGGACUCGAGCUCGGCAAGGACACGCUCGACCAGAACGUAUCCGGCAUCAUGGGCCUCGCAUGGCAAGGCCUUGCGUCCUCGGAUGCAGUGCCCUGGUGGCAGGCGCUCGUCGCGGAUGGCCAGCUCGCGAGCUCCGAGAUGGCGUUCUACCUGACACGCUUCAACGGCGAUGCCAAUGCGUUGAAUCUCGAGCCAGGAGGAUACUUCACGAUUGGCGGCACCAACAGCUCGCUGUUCACAGGCACCAUCGAGACCCACGAUAUUCUGAACAGCUCGGAUCCGACGUUCUGGAUGAUCACCAUGUCGGAGGUCGCAGUGAGCGGGAAGAGCGUCGACAAGCCGACGGGCGACUCGAGCGCGGCGGUGAUUGACACGGGCACAUCGCUCCUCGGUGGGCCGUCUGCGGACGUUGCGGCGAUAUACAGCGCCAUCCCAGGCAGCCAGGCGCUCAAGGGCGAGAACGCAGGGUUCUAUUCGCUUCCAUGUUCUGCAACAGUGGACGUGUCCAUAGCGUUUGGCGGACAGUUGUGGCCCAUCAGCACAGAAGACAUGGUGGUGCCUGCUGGUGAGAACCUAUGCACAGGCGCGAUAUUCGAUUUAGAUCUUGGCUUGAAUGUCACGGGAGGAGACGUUCCAGCUUGGAUUGUAGGCGAUACUUUCCUGAAAAACGUCUACAGUGUCUUCCGAGCGGAUCCCCCGUCAGUGGGCUUUGCACAAUUAUCCAGCGCUGCG